AUGACAUCCCCUUGUCCCAACAGCACGCGGGAGAGCAACAACAGCCAAGCGUGCAUGCCCCUGUCCAAAAUGCCUAUUAGCCUGGCUCACGGCAUCAUCCGCUCGACCGUGCUGCUCGUCUUCCUCACGGUCUCCUUCGUUGGCAAUGUAGUGCUGGCGCUGGUGUUGCAGCGCAAGCCGCAGUUGCUGCAGGUGACCAACCGCUUCAUCUUUAACCUCCUCGUCACCGACCUGCUGCAAAUUUCUCUCGUUGCCCCCUGGGUGGUGGCCACCUCUGUGCCUCUCUUCUGGCCCCUUAACAGUCACUUCUGCACAGCCCUGGUUAGCCUCACCCACCUGUUCGCUUUCGCCAGUGUCAACACCAUUGUUGUGGUGUCCAUAGAUCGCUAUCUGUCCAUCAUUCACCCUCUCUCCUACCCAUCCAAGAUGACCCAUCGCCGUGGUUACAUGCUUCUCUAUGGCACCUGGAUCGUGGCCAUCUUGCAGAGCACACCCCCACUCUAUGGCUGGGGUCAGGCUGCCUUUGAUGAGCGCAAUGCCCUCUGCUCCAUGAUCUGGGGGGCCAGCCCGAGCUACACAAUUCUCAGUGUGGUGUCCUUCAUUGUCAUUCCACUGGUUGUCAUGAUUGCCUGCUACUCCGUGGUGUUUGGUGCAGCCCGUCGGCAGCAUGCUCUGCUGUACAACAAGAGCCACAGCUUGGAGGUGCGGGUCAAGGACUGCGUGGAGAAUGAGGAUGAACGGGGAGGAAAGAAGAAGGAUGAGUUCCAGGAUGAGAGCGAGGUCCACGGCCAGGAUGAAGGUGUGGUCAAGGCCAAGGAGGGCAGCGUGGAGGCCAGUGUGGACCCCAUGGAAGCCAAGGACAGCAGCCUGAAGGCCAAGGAAGGAAAUGUGGAGAUCAUUGAGGGUAUCAUGGAGGCCCAGGGCACCGAGUUGGUCAGUGACAGCCGGAUGAAGGGUAAGGAAGUUGGCACCAACGUUGAGGAGAGCAGCAUGAAGGCAGACAAGGGCCGUGUAGAGGUCAGCCAGUGCAACAUCGACUUGGGUGAAGAUGACCUGGAGUUUGGGGAGGAUGACAUCCAUUUCAGUGAGGAUGAUGUCGAAGCAGUGAACAUCCCAGAGAGCCUCCCACCCAGCCGGCGAAACAGCAACAGCCACCCUCCUCUGCCCAGGUGCUAUGAGUGCAAAGCUGCUAAAGUGAUCUUCCUCAUCAUUUUCUCCUACGUGCUAUCUCUGGGGCCCUACUGCUUUCUAGCAGUCCUGGCUGUGUGGGUGGAUGUCCAAACCAAGGUGCCCCAGUGGGUGAUAACCAUAAUAAUCUGGCUCUUCUUUCUGCAGUGCUGUAUCCAUCCCUACAUUUAUGGCUACAUGCACAAGACCAUCAAGAAGGAAAUCCAGGAUAUGCUGAAGAAGUUCUUCUGCAAGGAAAAGCCCCCCAAAGAAGACAGCCACCCAGACCUACCUGGAACCGAAGCUGGCACAGAAGGCAAGAUUGUCCCUUCCCACGAUUCUGCUACUUCGCCUUGA
Messenger RNA from Urocitellus parryii (Arctic ground squirrel), 1524 nucleotides. RefSeq names its product G protein-coupled receptor 101 (gene Gpr101). The record is from RefSeq and is a predicted model, not a curated record. Gene Ontology annotation, biological process: G protein-coupled receptor signaling pathway. Gene Ontology annotation, cellular component: membrane. NCBI's taxonomy places the organism in Eukaryota, Metazoa, Chordata, Mammalia, Rodentia, Sciuridae. Gene Ontology annotation, molecular function: G protein-coupled receptor activity.